Molecule: messenger RNA, 949 nt
Organism: Maniola jurtina (meadow brown)
Lineage: Eukaryota; Metazoa; Arthropoda; Insecta; Lepidoptera; Nymphalidae
Product: E3 ubiquitin-protein ligase CCNB1IP1-like
Exons: 1
Coding region: 142-909 (255 amino acids)
Biological process (GO): reciprocal meiotic recombination
Cellular component (GO): synaptonemal complex
Molecular function (GO): ubiquitin protein ligase activity
Source: RefSeq, a predicted model, not a curated record
UGACAUUAUCUGUCAAAGUUACUGGUUAUUUAUGGUUAUUUUAUUUUUAAUGAAUUGCGAACUGUAAUGAAGUUAAAUAAUCGUAAUCGUGUGUAAUUUUGAGAAUAAAGAUUGAUUCAAUUUAAAACAAAAUGGUUUUAGAUGGUAUGUAAUUUUCGCAAAUGCAGAAGAUCCUUAACCAGCCACGCGUGGGUUACGACGUGUUCGCAUGCUUUUUGCGUCGAACAUGGCCAACGGGAAUUCAAAAGGAAUGCGGAAAAUUCCCUAAUAUGUCCCGCGUGUGGGAGUGAACUGCGCGACGAAUUCGACGUUAUCCAAGCUGAUCUUAAACCAAGUGAGACAUUUAAAUCAAUUGUAUUAGCAGGUCUGAAACCUGAUACAAUCAUGGAUGUGGCUAUGCGAGCGAUGUCUUUCUGGUCAUAUCAAGUCGAACAAGAGACAUUAUAUCAAGAAGACCUAGCAAAACAUGCUAAAGAAAAACUUGAUUGUCUUGAAGAAGUGAACACUCUUAAUGUUCAGAAGCUAAAAGUAGAAUUAGAAACAUGUAAACGUAAAAUUAAUUCGAUGCAAACUGAUUUUAAUAAGAAAAAGAAGCAAUUAGAGGAACUCACGGCACGUUUAGAAGAAAAAACGAGACAAAUACAGAAGUUAACAUUUCAAAUCGGUGCCCAGAAGAGGAAAGACUUUUGUUUACCGAAUUUCGAAGAUAAAAAUGACCACAAUAAUCAGGAGAAAUGUUUCAAUAUAAACGGUUUGAUCGGUAAACGAGCAGCAUCAGAAGCUUUUGUAUUUAGACCUACGAAAGAAACUGACAAUUCGCACAGAAUAUGUUCGCCAAAAACUCCUGUUUUCGAUUUCAGGAAUAAAAGUAAAAGGCAAGCAUUUCAGUUUAAACCUUUACAUUCAUAAUGAAUAAAUAUUUUACCUAUGCAUGCGACCAACAAUAUAA